This is a messenger RNA of Engraulis encrasicolus (European anchovy), 486 nucleotides long. RefSeq names its product ribosomal protein L36A (gene rpl36a). Gene Ontology annotation, molecular function: structural constituent of ribosome. Gene Ontology annotation, cellular component: ribosome; cytosolic large ribosomal subunit. NCBI's taxonomy places the organism in Eukaryota, Metazoa, Chordata, Actinopteri, Clupeiformes, Engraulidae. Gene Ontology annotation, biological process: translation. The record is from RefSeq and is a predicted model, not a curated record. Bases 113 to 433 code for a protein of 106 amino acids. The transcript has 5 exons.
AGACCACUAGAGGGCAACAUCAACAGAUUGCUUGUGACCAGCCUGAGAAUCCUUUAUUAGGAAACUCUUCCGGGUCCGUCUUCCUCUUCCUUGCAGCAUCGGGUCCGCAAACAUGGUGAACGUCCCGAAGACCCGCAGGACGUACUGCAAAAAGUGCAAGAAGCACCAACCUCACAAAGUUACCCAGUACAAGAAGGGCAAGGACUCUCUGUACGCCCAGGGUAAGAGGAGAUACGACCGUAAGCAGUCCGGAUAUGGUGGCCAGACCAAGCCUAUUUUCAGGAAAAAGGCUAAGACUACAAAGAAGAUCGUGCUGAGGCUCGAGUGUGUUGAGCCUAACUGCAGAUCCAAGAGAAUGCUGGCCAUCAAGAGAUGCAAGCACUUCGAGUUGGGUGGAGACAAGAAGAGAAAGGGCCAGGUCAUCCAGUUCUAAGCGAGGUCCUCCACUGGCUGGUCUUUCGGUUUUCAAUAAAGUGCUGAAAAUGA